AUGGCUUCCAAAAUUCACAUGAGUUUAUUGAAGAGUGAAGCUAUUCCUCACUUAAUCUCUCCAAGACUUCAUAAUCCUUCCAACAAUUCUUCCAUUAAUCACCAUUCGGAUGGUUUCGUCAAAAUUUCAAGCUCUGAAACAAGUUCUCCAAUGUCUGCUUCCUCUCUCUUGGCUUCUCCUCCAAGCUCUGAAAGAAUCAACCCUUCCUCCUCAACUCCAUUCAAUGCAUCCAAUGAAACUUCCUUAAAUACUACACCAAAUAUGGAAAAGUUAAAAAAAUCCUUUUACUACUGUUCACAUCAAAAUGAACAACUCUUAAUUGGUCUCCUCCAACAAAUGACAAGACUGAAUCCUAACCAAAGACCUUCCCUCAAAAAGAUUAUUCUCAUUUUAGAAGUCUUGUUGAAAUAUAACCAAAUUGACCAAGACAUUUGUGAAACUCUCCUAUCCAAAUAA
Naegleria gruberi is the source of this 456-nucleotide messenger RNA. RefSeq lists its product as uncharacterized. The coding region runs from base 1 to 456 and encodes 151 amino acids. The record is from RefSeq and is a predicted model, not a curated record. The transcript has a single exon. Lineage: Eukaryota; Heterolobosea; Eutetramitea; Acrasida; Naegleriidae.